Dunckerocampus dactyliophorus (ringed pipefish) is the source of this 8000-nucleotide messenger RNA. It is a transcript of the gene snx27b, whose product is annotated as sorting nexin 27b. NCBI's taxonomy places the organism in Eukaryota, Metazoa, Chordata, Actinopteri, Syngnathiformes, Syngnathidae. Bases 134 to 1894 code for a protein of 586 amino acids. Gene Ontology annotation, molecular function: protein binding; phosphatidylinositol-3-phosphate binding. Gene Ontology annotation, biological process: signal transduction; intracellular protein transport. Gene Ontology annotation, cellular component: early endosome. The transcript is spliced from 13 exons. The record is from RefSeq and is a predicted model, not a curated record.
CUUCUGUCGGCAUUUUCCGGUCUACGACCAGCUAGCACAGCUGAUUAGCCUGCUGCUACUCUCCAGCGAACAUCAGUCCUUCACUCAUUCAAUGUUUUUCCAACCGGGGCGGAUGGCACGAAUGGUGUAACAAAUGGCGGAUGUCGAGGGGCAAGGCUUUUGUUCAUCGCUCCCUCAACAUUCAGCUAGUAACGGCACCGGGAGCGGCGACGUUACACCGGACGCCGGUGGCGGCUUCCCGAGCCCGGGCACCACCGUGACUUCGGGGCCGCGGCUCAUCCGAAUAGUGAAGUCACACUCGGGCUAUGGCUUCAACGUGCGGGGCCAAGUCAGUGAAGGAGGGCAACUCCGAAGCAUUAACGGGGAACUGUACGCUCCGCUGCAGCAUGUCAGCGCCGUUCUACCGGGGGGUGCCGCCGACCGAGCCGGUAUAUCGAAGGGGGACAGGAUCUUAGAAGUUAACGGAGUAAAUGUUGAAGGCGCGACGCACAAGCAGGUGGUGGACCUGAUCCGGGCCGGGGAGAGGGAGCUAGUUCUAGUUGUGCUCUCAGUUCCGCCUCAGGAAGGGGACUGCCUGGAUCCAGGAGACGACGGCUCAUCCCAAUCCUGCUACGACUAUUCGGACAAGCAGGCUGUCCCCAUCUCUGUGCCCAGCUACCAACACACUGAGCUCAACCAGGAGAAGUUUGUGGUAUAUAAUGUGUACAUGGCGGGAAGGCAGCUGUGUGCUAAACGCUACAGAGAGUUUGUGAUUCUUCACCAAAACCUGAAGAGAGAGUUUGCCAACUUCACGUUCCCCAAGCUACCCGGGAAAUGGCCUUUUUCUCUGUCGGAGCAGCAGCUGGAUGCACGGCGUAGGGGCCUGGAAGAAUAUCUAGAAAGAGUGUGCUCCGUGAGGGUGAUUGGUGAGAGCGACAUUAUGCAGGAGUUCCUGUCAGAGUCAGAUGAGAACUAUAAUGGCGUGUGGGAUGUGGAGUUGAGAAUAGCCAUGCCUGAUAAGACCACACUCGCUGUGCGCGUGUGCAAAAAUUCCACCACCGACCAUGUCUACCAGGCAGUGGUCAUGAAACUAGGGAUGGACAGCAUCACAGCCAGCUACUUUGCACUGUUUGAGGUCAUCAACCACACCUUCUUACGCAAGCUUGCCCCCAAUGAGUUCCCCCACAAGCUGUAUGUGCAGAACUACACCUCAGCCAUCCCGGGAACCUGCCUCACCCUGCGUAAGUGGCUCUUCACGACAGAGGAGGAGAUCUUGCUCAGUGACAACCAACUUGCUGUCUGCUACUUCUUCCACCAGGCUGUGGAGGAUGUGACGAAAGGUUACGUCAAAGUAGAGGAGAAAUCCUACCAGCUGCAGAAGCUGGCAGAGCAGAAGAAGAUGUCUGUGUAUCUGAAUUUGUUGAGAGGCUGCCAAGGCUACAAUGAAAUCUUGUUCCCUCACUGCUCCUGCAACUCCAGACGUAAAGGCCACGUCAUCACCGCUAUCAGCAUUCAACACCUUAAGCUGCAUGCCUGUACCGAGGAGGGGACGGUCGAGAACCAGGUGAUAACCUUUGAGUGGGGAGAUAUGCAGCGGUGGGACACAGACGAAGAGGGAAUGGCCUUUUGCUUUGAGUACGCGCGGGGGGAGAAGAAACCACGCUGGGUGAAGAUAUUUACACCUUAUUUUAAUUACAUGCAUGAAUGCUUCGAGAGAGUUUUCUGCGAACUUAAGUGGACGAAGGAGGUGGCGACAGACAAAGACAACAAGAACUGCACCAACGACGGUAUGUGCGGCAAGAAUAUUUUCCAACUGCUGAGGCACAGAAGAGAUGGAGGCACCCAGCAAGAGAGGUCAUUACCUCUUGACCACACACCGGCCUCCUCCACUCAGCUAAGCCCGGCACUCGUGUAAAUCCGAAGAGACUCUCGACGACGAGUCAGCAUUUCCGCUCUUCUACACUCCCGAGUAAUGUGAACCAGCAAACAUCUGCAAAUGAACAAAACGCGUAGAGAACUCCAACACAUAAAUCAUGCAUCAGGAAGGACUUGCUCACGGUGAAAUGUGAACAAACUGAGGUAAGUCAGCCUAAUGGACUAAGAUGACGGUUCUGAUGGGGUAAAAACAAGGGAACCAGUGGACAAUGUGGAGCAUAGAACAGGGAUCAUCAAACAGUUGUAAGGGCGAACGUGAACUGUUCGUACAAGGGUCAUUUUGUAAUGUGGCAGGGGAAAGAUGGGGAAGAGAGAAAUUGUGAGUGCACAGACCUCUUGAAUGCAAUUAUUCGCAACCUCUAAAUAUGUGAGAUGUCAUGUAUAGUGGGUAUAGAAAAAUAUUUCAAGCAUAAUUUUACCACACAAUCCAACUGCAAACAGGAACAAAUUAAAAGUUAAAGGUCCCCUAUUAUAGUAUAUUUCAACAAUUGUAAAUCUCAGAGAUCCACCAAUAGCGUAUUGUAGUGCUUUUAGUAAGCCCUAAUGGGAACACACUGUUGUGUGUGUAGCUUAGUUUGUCUCCGACAGAGUGUGCACUUUGUCCCCUUUUUACAUAUACACUGUAACUCUGCACUUGUCCAACAUAGUGUUAACAUUACGCUCACAUUUUAAAAGCAAAAACAUGAAGGUAGCCUCUUGGCUGAAGCAAAAAACAUGAUCAAACCUACAGCUCCCACAUCUGUACCUGACUGACGGGUAGUUGGCAGAUCUGUAUUUUAAGACAUGUAACAAAGCCGAGAACAGAGGUUUUUCCCUUCAUGAUGUCGCGGAAACCUCAAAAGCGACCGCUUGAGCGCCUCUUCUCUCGAACAAGUGAGGGUGAUGACGGUGCUCAGAAAGAGGCUCUUCAGAAAAAAAAAGACUAAUAAUAAAUAAAUGAAUGGAUCACUUGAUACAUGAAAAUGAACUUGAUAAUUUUGCCGGCUUCCAUACGUUGCCAUGUGCAUGCAUGUCUCUUUUCUUCGUCUCUCGCCUCCAAACAGGCAGGAAGAGGUUUCACUCUGUGCAUUGGUUCAGCACCUAGACGCUUCAUAGAACAACGGCAAACAGAGUGAGACCUCUUGUCAGUCAUACAGUCGUUUUGUCUCACACAGAGCAAAAGAGUGGAGCAGUGCAAGGUAACGUGGUAGAAGUUAGGAGGGAAAAAGACGUUGCAAAGCCAAAUGCCACAGCCCCCGUGUGGGUAUAUUAAUGAGUGAGAUAAGCCCAUCAACACGAACAAGCCAGUAUGCCCAAUUUAUUUGAAAGUGGUUUGCCCACGCCAAACAUAUCUACCUAACCCAGUUUUCCCAUCUGGGGAAAAAACUACACAUUGAGAUGCAGAGCCUUCAUCCUGAGAGUCAGCGCUUACUGAGAUGUUUGGUCGGCAAAGUAAGUACAAACGGAACAGCCAAAAUCGUGUGCGGCCACAGAAGGUCACUAAGAUCACUAAAGAAAUGCUGCAGUUGAAAAGCCAUCAUUUCAAGAAAUGCUGCAAAUGUUUGACAGACAGUACGAACUGUCUGUGAGAAAAUACGUCACAAACAACUUAACAGAGUGAAAGACAUACACAAAUUAAAGGAAAUGUUAACCAUAUCUUUUAGCGUCAAUUUGUGGGAGAAUAAACAUUUCAAAACGCACCUGCAUUGUUUUGUGACACGGUUGCAUAAAGUUUUUGUCCAGUCAUAUAUUUUUUCAUAAUUUAGUUUGUUAAUAUUAAUGUUAAAAACGCAUCUCGUUCUCUUGCAUUGUCUCGUCUCGUCUCGUGACACCCCUGCUAUGGACACAUAGACAUAGACACACAUAGACACACUGAGAACAUCAUCAUGAAAUCACUUUUGCAUAAUAGGGGGCCUUUAACUCUUUAUUCUUUCUUGCAAAAGUGCUCCAAAUGUGUUGGAUUGUGGGGGCAUCUCGUGUGUACAGCGCUCCCUAUUUAAUUUUAACGUUGGACAAACCCAUUAGAGUAUUAUAACAAAGGUGCAUUGACUUCCUCUAUAUAGCCACUGUAUAAGAUACAGUGUGUCACAUAAAAAGCUUGCACUUUACUUUGCGUUUGUGACUGCCUGCGUGGCUAAUACUGUCACAUUAAGACUUUCAUCCGUACACAGUAUUAUAUGAACUUCAUAAGUCUUUGUAACACGCCACACAAGGAGUGUGCAGUACCCUGACCAAACAACAGGGGUCCUUCUCCUCCUACCUGCCUGCUUACUGGCAGUGAUUACUUUUUGCUUCCUUGAGCUCCCACAGGAUUUAUAAUAGGCUUUAAUUCAAACGUACCACUUAUUUAUGGCUGCAGAUGGUUCCUCGCGCUGCGGGUAAAACCUUCCAUGCCCUCUGAUUUCAGGCGUCGUUAGACAGACCUUUUACUAACCACUGAAUAAAUUCCUGCUAAAUGUGAUGCUUUAUAUGUGCUUCUUCAAUAAGGGCUGAACACACCGUCUAAUGUGAUGAACUGUGUAAUUUAAUAUCCUGUUAUUGUUCUGAUUCCCACAGUGGUUUAAUGAUGACAAAUGGAAUAAGCACUCGAAGUUGUAAUCGCAAAUUAUCUUAUUAUUCAAACCUGACGCACAACAAUACCAUCUGGUUCAUGAAACAUGAAUGUAUAUUUAUUGUGAUAUGGAUCCAUACAUUUAGCAUGGGGAAGUUAGUUAUUGUCACCAUCUGAUUUUUACUUUUAUUGGUACACCUGCACCAGUACAGAGUUGUACAAUCAAAAUCUGCCUUAACAAAAAUUGUAAUGAUGAGUUUUGACACUGGUGCACUUCACAUUCUGCAAAGCAUGGAUUCUCAAACAAUGGUACGAGUGCCACUGGUAGUACUGGGUGGUACUGGACUAGUGGUACUUCUUUAAUAGAAAUAAUUCAAUGAUAUGAGCAAUGUAUACAGUGGAACCCAUUUAAGUUGAUAACCCUCACUUUAGACAUAAGACGUAAGGAGAAUGGCUGAUAAUUAAGGAUUUUUCAGUGUCUUUCACACAUUUAUUUAUUUGUGACAUUUGGACCACCACAAAUAGAGUUUUUGCUACCUGUUUGCCCUCGCCGCUCAUAAAGACAUUAUUAAACACAUUAUAAUGGGACUGGCUGUGAAUGGCAUCGCAGCUCUGCUUUUUACCACACCUCCUACGCACAUAGAUCUGUUUUGCCAAUUCAGCGACUUUGUCGCUAUAUUUAGCAUUUCUGUUUUUCAAAAAAAGAACUAGCGACUCUAACAUGAAAGCACGCAUCGCUCUUCUCAACGAGCAGCCCUUCCCCCAUCUAAAAGCACUCACAGGUGGGUCCGUCUUGCUUGUGACAUAAACAAAUGUGACAGAAGAAAUGUCAUUUGUGUUUCUAACCAUAGUAGUGCAGCUUUUCAAGUUUUUACCUCACGUUUUGUCUUCUACAGCGUCCCUAAAAAUGACAUGCACGCGCCAUGGUCAGUGAUGCAAAUUACACAAUGAUGUCAUCACCUUUUUUUUGCAAUAAGAACAUGUUAGACCGGGACUUGAUGAGUUGGUCGAAAUAGACGGGUUGUCAACAUAAACGGGAUCGACAUAAACAGAUGUCACUGCACAUAUAAAAUAAAUGUACAAAUUAUGAGGUUUACUGACGUUUACAUUUUUAUGUUCUUUUUUUUAUUCAUUUGCUAAAAUAUGAAUCUUUAAGGGUCAAUCUCCGGCAAGGGGUACCAAAAGACAUGACGUGACAUAGCAAGUUAAAGUUAUUUUCCAACCAUUUGCAAUUUUAAAAUAAAGUGUCAUUUUAAUACAAAGUGGAACCUCAGUUAGUGUUCGCCCCGGUUAAAGCCCAGUCACACCGCCCGAACUUUGCUGUAGCGUUCCUGGAGCGGUGAAAAAAAUUUAUCACCGCUCGUAACCGUUAACCACUGAGUUGGCCCCCGUCAAGGCAACGCCGUAUACGCUCGGCCACCGCUGAUGGACCCUCCUACCACUCCAAAAGUUUUGAGCUGCACAAAAUAUUGCGAGCGGUGAGGAGCGGGCAAUUUUCCGCCACGGCAAAGUUCAUCACCACUCCAACAACGCCCAGUCAAAGUUUGGCGCCGCUAGACGCAAGUUCGUGGACGCUUGGGUCCGCUACGCCAACGCAGAAAUCUUGAACGCUGGACAACUGCUGCUUCGGUGAUUAAACGUUGCACAAACUUUGGUGGAGCGGUUGUAAGCGUUUUACGAGCAGACACGGGAUUGCUGGAACGGGGUCAGGCGUUGAAGCAGCGAUCCAUUGCGGUGAUGAACUCUGGUUUGGCGUUGGUAUGGAGGUGUCGGAGGGGGACCAGAAUUUGGCUAUAAAUACAGGAAGAAAUGGACCAGGAGUCCAUUUGGAAUAACUGUUGAGUGCAGACCUCAGUUAUAUUGAAUUUGCUCAAAGUUACAGUAAAACUGUACUACCAUGGAUGCUGAGAGACUUGCUAUGAUUGGUGCACUAGUCCAGCAGCAGAAUCACAACCUCCUCAGAUUGCAACAAGCUGUUAACAGAAGGAGAGGAGAGAGAAGGAGAGACAGAGCUGAUGGUGGAGCUGAGGAAUGAGGAUCCACGAGCCUUCCAGCACUUCAUGAGGAUGGCACCAGCCCGCAUGCGCAGAACGCCGCUCUAUCGACGCUUGCGUCACCGCUAAACGAACGUUUGCUACCGUUAAACUAACACUAAAGCAACGCUGGCUUCAGCGGUGCAUCGCUAGGACAACGCCCAUGUUUUCGAUUUUUUGCCCAUUUUGUGCGCGGUUACGAGCGUGAGUCCAUCUGUAUUCCUAAUAUAUUUUCUGCAUCCUAUUAGCCAGUGAACAAAAUGACAACUGAAACCGGAAGCUCCAUCGCCCGUCUAUGAUGUCAUCAGCGGUUGACUCUCAAAAACGCAAAACACAUUAUCAUAGGUAGGAGGUAGAGCAGGUCGUCAGAAAACGGAAAGUUGGUGGUUCCAUCCUCUUCUCUUCCACCUUCACCCACCUUGACUCCAGUGCUGCCCACACUGGUGUAUGGAAUGUGAAUGAGGUUGCAGGAGAGGCUGUAGGCGCGAAUGGGCAUCCACAGCUCCGUUAGACUACCCCAGGGCAGCUGUGGAUACAGAUGUACUUUACCAUCUACAUUCAUUUACCAGUAGUGAAUGAAUAAUGGGUUCACUUCACUGUGAAGCACUUGGGGUGCCUUGAAAAACGCUACAUAAAAUCUAAUCCAUUAUUAUUAUAGUUCUUUAAUUAUAGUUUGACAUGCAUAAAACAAUUCUAAAUACAUAUAAAUGAGGACUGAAAGGGCUAAAUGAACAUGUAAGGUUACUUUAACCUACAUUGAAGACUACUGUUUCCACAGACACGAUGUGAUGUGGCAGUGAGACAACCACACCCCAAAGUGUAUUGAUUAGAAAAAAAUGAUCAGUAGAAAUCUUUCAACACAUAUUCUGGGAACUGCGCCAUAUUGCUGAUUUUGAAUCAGUGGCAGUGUCUGAAUUUGGACAGAAAACCGGUGAAAUAACACAAAAAUACUCUGAAUUUGACAUUGCUUAUCAAGGCAGAGGUCAGCUCAUUUGCAUAUAAUCUUCGGAAAUUACAUUUUUGUUGCACUGAGGGCAGACUACACUGGUUAUGUUACCGAGGCAUAACGUUUUGUCGGAGUUUGGUCAAAGUGCAUGUUUUGGAUGCAGCAAAAUGCGUUUGGUGCACAGUGAGAUGUUAUACAAGUUCAUUAUUUCUUUUGUCAUUUUUGUGACACACUUUUGCAUGCAAAAUGUCGAUGCUGAAAUUGACAUCAGACUGUGUUUUAUACACAACACACCCAAAGAAAAUGUUCAACACUGUUUCCCCUGUUUAUUCAAUAUGUUUGCAGGAUAUUUUUAUUUGGUUCUAGCUGCAAAAACUGUAGUCUUUGCAUCAUGCCCCUCAAAAUGACAGCACCCUCUCUGGUACCCCUUUAAGGAGAACCCCCCUAACUCACCUCAUGCGUCACAAGCUAAAUACGUGGUGUAAAAAGUUUGAGAAACAUUGCUCUAAAGUUCCAGGGGUGUCAAACUCGUGCCCUGGAGGGCCGAGACACUGCAGGUUUUCUCUCCAACCAGUUU